Molecule: messenger RNA, 2040 nt
Organism: Penicillium argentinense
Lineage: Eukaryota; Fungi; Ascomycota; Eurotiomycetes; Eurotiales; Aspergillaceae
Gene: ccg9
Product: putative trehalose synthase (Ccg-9)
Exons: 6
Coding region: 1-2040 (679 amino acids)
Molecular function (GO): glycosyltransferase activity
Source: RefSeq, a predicted model, not a curated record
AUGGCCCCCGACGACACUUUCUCACGCCGCGCAUCGGUGACGCAGCAGCGCCGCCUGUCGCAACAGUUCAAGAGAAAUGCCUGGUUGGCACCUCCUUCUGAUACCAUUUAUGCAGGAGUUUCGGGCUACUUCGCCAGCCACCAUUCUUCUACAAUCGCCCUCGCAAUCCGGGACCCCACAUAUCUACUAGACUUCAUUCAAAAGGAGAUCCAGCCGGACGAGGAGCGACCCUGCGAAGAGCUGGCCGUCGAAUUCAUUUUGGCCGAGCUGAAGAAAUAUGCAGAAACCCACUUAGAGAAAAUCAUGGGAAUAGCGAUGCCCAGGCAUGUCGCAGAUUGUUGCAAGGGCCUCUGCUCCCGUCUCUGGGCGGAGCUUGAUAUCAUCCCCCUCGUCCUACCGGAAUACAGCCUCGUAGACCGCUUCACAACUCGUCGUCCAUCGCAUCCACGAACCUGGGAUGUAAAAACAAUCGAUGAACAAGCCGAGUCCAUGGCGCGAAAAUCCGUUAGGUUCAUUGUUUGGUCCGGAAAACAUCCCUUGCUGCAGGUCGGUCUGAUGGGCCUCGUGGAAGUUGACACGGGAUUCCACGUGCGAUUGACCGACCUCGAGGAUUUCCAAAAGACCGUCUCCGACAGGACCUGGUCGGCGGUGCAACAAUAUGCGUCCGACCUAAAGCACCGCAAGGUGAAGAUUGCCUUUUUCAGCGCGACUCCGCAGGGUGGAGGCGUGGCUUUGAUGAGACAUGCUCUCGUGCGAUUUUCGAAUUCUCUGGGCACGGACAUCAAAUGGUACGUUCCGAAGCCGCGGCCGGGCGUUUUUCGAAUCACCAAGAACAAUCACAAUAUUCUCCAGGGUGUUGCUCGCCCAGAGGAACGUCUUACUACGGCAAGUCAGACGUUGUUGCGAGAAUGGAUUGAGGAAAACGCCAAGCGAUACUGGACUGGGCCCGGGGGUCCUCUCUGCGCACCAUCUGAUGGCGGCGCCGAUAUUUUGAUUGUCGAUGAUCCUCAGAUGCCAGGAUUGAUACCCAUUGCCAAAAAGGCAGAUCCAAAUCGGCCCAUCAUCUUUCGAAGUCACAUUCAAAUUCGAAGUGACUUGGUCGCGACCGCCGGAAGCCCCCAGGCCGAAUUAUGGGAGUUCCUCUGGAACGAUAUAAAACUGUCGGAUUGCUUUAUCAGUCAUCCAGUGUGCACCUUUGUACCGCAUGACGUGCCGCCGAAGAUCGUGGGCUAUAUGCCGGCCACAACCGACUGGUUGGAUGGAUUGAACAAGAACAUGCGAGACUGGGACGUGGCGCACUAUGGCCGAAUUUUCAAUGCUGCCUACCAGUAUAUCGUGCAGAUAGCGCGGUUCGACCCGUCCAAGGGAAUAUUCGACGUGCUGGAUUCGUACGUAAAGUUUCAUGAUCGACUCGUGCGUGACAGGACUCAUAAAACUCCGCCAAAGCUAUUGAUCUGCGGUCAUGGCUCGGUUGAUGACCCCGACGGUGCGGUGAUUUACGACGAGGCGAUGUAUUACAUUGACCACCAGAUCCCGCAUCUCCGAGAUCAGAUUUGCGUCAUGCGGCUGAGACCCUCGGAUCAAGUUUUGAACGCCCUCAUGUCCAAGGCCACCAUUGCAUUGCAGCUAUCGACGCGCGAGGGCUUCGAGAUUAAAGUCUCCGAGGCAAUUCACAAGGGCAAACCCGUCAUUGCUACGCGCGCCGGUGGAAUCCCCUUGCAGAUCGAAAACAACAAAAACGGGUUUCUCGUGGAUGUCGGUGAUACCGAUGCGGUUGCACAACAUCUGUACGAUUUGUGGACGGAUAAUGCCCUCUACCGCCGCAUGUCGGAGUAUGCGCUCAGCCACGUCUGCGAUGAGGUGAGUACGGUGGGGAAUGCGCUGAACUGGCUUUAUCUUGCGUCGAAACUGUCCAAGGGUCAGCUUGUGCAACCCAAUGGUCGUUGGAUCAACGAUCUAGCCUUUGAGGAGCUCGGGGUACUUGUUUUGAAGGAUAUACCGCGGCUAACUCGGGAGGUACAUGUGGAAAAGAUGGGAUAG